AAAUUAGCAGAAUAUUAAGAAUAAAGACAUGCAGAGAGUUAGUACACGGCAAAGUACCCACGGGCGAAACAUUAUCGUUAACGAUGACACCAUAAAAUUUGAAAAGUUGGACGAUGAAGACGGCAUGGGUCUGCGUAGCGACGACGAUAAGGAAGACUUGAAAUACGGGCUAAUGACCAAGGAGCUGGAAACACGGCCACAGCGUAUGCUCAUGCCGGGCAAGCCCAACAUGAAGCUACCGGCGACUCGUAAGGCGUUGCUCCAGAUAAUCGGCCGAGACCGCCAAAGGCUAAGUGCCUACUUUCAGGCGCUUGGACCCCAAACAUCGGCACCAGCGAAAAAGGAACGCCAACCUGUAGCCACCACUACGCCAGCUCCCACAUCUGGUCUCAGUCGUGACAGUUAUGACUUGUUCUUUGAAAGUGCGUGCGCCAGCAUUAAGAGUCUACCACCGAAAUUGGCGGCCGAGGCCAAGAGCCGGAUAUCUCAAAUUAUAACCGAGUUCGAGCUGCGCGCCAUUAACGAGGAGGAAGCCCUACAAGCAAAGCAAAAAGGUUCCUCCACCAAAUAUGCUGAACCUAUUGUGGUUUCCAAUGAUCAAAUGGAUGACGAGUCUGAAAUUGUCUACAAAUUUCAAGCAUACAGCUGAAUGUAUUCUUUCUAUUAAGGUUUUGUAUUUGUUAUAUUAACAACAAUUGAAAUAAAGCGCACAA
Molecule: messenger RNA, 713 nt
Organism: Scaptodrosophila lebanonensis
Lineage: Eukaryota; Metazoa; Arthropoda; Insecta; Diptera; Drosophilidae
Exons: 2
Coding region: 29-649 (206 amino acids)
Molecular function (GO): DNA binding
Source: RefSeq, a predicted model, not a curated record